AUGGGUCAAAAGCAACCAAAAUUAAAACAAGAUGCAGUUGAAGAACUACUAAACCAAACAUCUUUUACGGAAACUGAAAUUCAAGACUGGUAUAAGGGGUUUUUGAAGGAAUGCCCAACUGGUUAUUUAUCUAUUGAUGAUUUUAAACGUGUUUAUACAAAGUUUUUCCCAUAUGGUGAAUCUAGUCGGUUCGCAGAGUAUGUAUUUCGUACAUUUGAUCAAAAUCAUGAUGGUUUGAUUGACUUUCGAGAUUUUCUAUCCUCAUUAAAUAUAACAAAUCGUGGUGAUUUAUCACAGAAAUUACGUUGGGCAUUCACGAUGUAUGAUUUAGACAAUGAUGGUUAUAUAUCAAAACAAGAUUUAAUUGAGGUUCUUACUGCUAUUUAUGCAAUGGUUGGCUCUGCUGUUGAAUUCAAUGUUACAGAUUCUACACCGGAAAAACGAGCAGAGAAAAUAUUUCAGUUGAUGGACUUAGAUAGAGAUAAUCGUUUGUCAUUAGAUGAAUUUAUAAAUGGUGUAAAAUGUGAUAAAUUAUUAAUGCGUUUGUUGACUUUCAAUACUCAUCCGUUGCAUCAUCAACAUUCAGAUUGUCUAAUGAAUGGAUCAAAUGAUAACAAAGGAUGGUCAUGUACAGAUACCCAUUAUAAUCAUCAAUCUAAUGAUUAUGAUAAUACAGCCAAACCAAUUGUAAAUCAAUCAUUUCCCAAACCGAAUGUUAUUCCUGAUACCUCAGAGUCUUAA
Schistosoma intercalatum is the source of this 741-nucleotide messenger RNA. Lineage: Eukaryota; Metazoa; Platyhelminthes; Trematoda; Strigeidida; Schistosomatidae. The record is from the annotation of a GenBank genome assembly.